UAUAUUCACAUGGUUUGAAAGGGUAUCCAUGUUGAUAAUCCUUUUAAAUUGUAUUACAUUAGGGAUGUAUCAACCAUGCAGUGACAACACGCAUGAAUGUAAUACAAACAGAUGUAAAAUAUUACAGGGAUUCGAUGAUUUUAUUUUCGCAUUUUUUUGGUUAGAAAUGACAAUAAAAAUGGUUGCAAUGGGUGUAUAUGGUAAAGGUACAUAUUUAGCAGAUUCAUGGAAUCGUUUGGAUUUUUUCAUUGUAUUAUCGGGUGCAUUAGAAUAUUGUUUAAAUGUUGAAAAUAUGAAUUUAUCAGCGAUACGAACAAUACGUGUUUUACGUCCAUUAAGAGCUAUCAACAGAAUACCAAGUAUGCGUAUAUUAGUAAUGUUAUUAUUAGAUACAUUACCUAUGUUGGGUAAUGUGUUACUCCUAUGUUUUUUUGUAUUCUUCAUCUUUGGUAUUGUUGGUGUACAAUUAUGGCAAGGUAUAUUACGUCAACGAUGUUAUCUUCGACCGCCUGAUGAUUGGCAAUAUCCACCUGAUCUAUCACGUUACUACACAUUUUCACAGGAACAAGAGUAUAUCUGUACACGUGGUGAUAAUUCUGGUAUGCAUGCGUGUGCGGAUUUACCACCGUAUAAACAUGGUAAAAUGGUAUGUAAUGGUACAGCGAUACCUGGCUCAUCAAAUGAACCAACCAAUACAUCAUGUGUUAAUUGGAAUCAAUAUUAUACGGAAUGCGUGGGGAAUGGAGAUAAUCCAUUUCAAGGGACAAUAUCAUUUGAUAAUAUUGGUUUAGCAUGGGUUGCGAUAUUUUUGGUUAUUUCACUGGAAGGUUGGACGGAUAUUAUGUAUUAUGUUCAAGAUGCGCAUAGUUUUUGGGAUUGGAUUUAUUUUGUUUUAUUAAUUGUGAUUGGUUCAUUUUUUAUGAUAAAUCUAUGUUUAGUCGUAAUUGCUACACAAUUUAGUGAAACAAAAAAACGUGAAAUGGAACGUAUGAGAUUAGAGAGGGAACGAUUUCGAUCAACUAGUACACUAGCAUCAAGUACAAAUAAUAGCGAACCGACCACCUGUUACGCAGAGAUAGUCAAAUACAUUGCCCACUUGUGGCGUCGUGGCAAACGUCGUAUACUUAAGAAAUAUCGAUUAUAUAAGUAUGAACGACAACAGCGUCGUGAACAAAAAGCAAUCGAAGCCGGUAUUCAACCGCAUCAGGAAAUCUCGUCAAUGUUAAAUGUUGGUCAUCGUAAGAUUAUGUUUCAUCAUCCGGCAUGUCCACGCAUGACAAAUAAACAAGUAUCUGUAACAACACAAGCAAUAACCGUACAACAACCAUUACAAUCAAUAAGUUGUACUGCUGUUUCCGGUUCCACAUCCACUGGUGGAGCUGUUGGAGGUGUUGGUGGAGGAGGAGGUGGGAAUGUUGGUCUAGGUGGUGUUGUAGAAACUAUAUCAUCAUCAUCACAUGUACAUAACAACAAUACAACAAAUAAUAAUAAUCGUACAACGGUGGUGACUGGAUCAACAAUGGUGGGUGCGAGCGGUGCUCAUGAUAUGAGUGGAAGUGCAACAGGAAGUAAUCAUAAUGUAAUCGGAAUACAACCAAGUAGUUGUAGUCCACAUACAGCUGGACCACCAUCAUCGAAUGAUAUCAUUGUAUUACAAUCAUCAUCAACAACGGAUGGUAUUGAAACAGCUAUCACAACUCGACGACCAGGAUUAUUACGUGUACCAUCGACAUCGACCACUGAUUCUAUGUUAAAUGAUGUAACAUUACAAUUGUUAUCGCCACCAUCACAGGCUGCAGCUCGAAGACGUUCAUCUGUCAUGUUUAGUGACAUAGUUUUAUUACAUGGUGGAAAUGGUGCUGUAAGUACUGGUGGUGGUGGGAGCUCUCCGGGAAGUGGUUCACUACCACAAAAUUCUGUAUUAAAUCCUGGAAACAUAACAAAUUCAACAGCUGAACGUAAUGUGUGUUCUAGUGAAAAAAUGACACAAACUGGUGAUGGAAACAUAUGGCAAAUAUCACCUACAAUACCAACCUCAACACCUGGUGGUAAUCUAAAUACGACCACAAUAGCACCACUAAAUCAAACGGGUACUGGUGUCACGGAAUAUUGUGAAUUAAAUAAUGGUGAAACAAUGACAUGCCAAGAACUAUUAGCGCUGUCUGGUGCUUUAUCUGCAGCCUUACCCACUGGUCAGAUUGCAUUAGAUUCAUUUUUUAAUUCACUAACAAAAGGUAUUAAUACAACUCAAUUAUCUUCUUCACAAGUAAAACAAAAUACCGGCAGCGGCCAACCAGUGCCAACGAAAAUGUAUUUAACAUCACAAUCACAAUAUCCAAUAAUUGAAGAAGAUUUUUCUUGUUGCCAAGAAUUGUAUGAAUGGGAAAUCGAAAAACGACAACGUCGAUCGAAACGCAUACAAAAGUUAUGGUGUUGUUGUCGAGGAAUAAGUAAAUUUUUACGUUGUUGUAAACGUUCUAUUAAAUCGUUAGUGGAACAGAAAUAUUUUCAACAGGGCAUUUUAUUAGCCAUUUUAAUUAAUACAUUAUCAAUGGGUAUUGAGUAUCAUAAUCAGCCGGAAAUGUUAACACAUAUUGUGGAGAUAAGCAACAUUGUGUUGUCAGCAUUAUUUGCUGUUGAAAUGUUGUUAAAAGUGAUUGCGGAAGGUCCAUUUGGUUAUAUUUCGAAUGGUUUUAAUGUAUUUGAUGGAAUUAUCGUUAUUUUAAGUGCCGUUGAAUUAUGUCAAUCAUUUCUUCAUGGUGAUCGUGAAAGUUCUGGUUUAUCUGUAUUACGUACAUUUCGUCUUUUACGUAUAUUAAAAUUAGUACGUUUUAUGCCGAAUUUACGUCGACAAUUAUUUGUUAUGUUGCGUACAAUGGAUAAUGUUGCUGUAUUCUUUUCAUUACUAAUUUUAUUCAUUUUUAUAUUCAGUAUCCUCGGUAUGAAUCUAUUCGGUUGCAAAUUCUGUGAACGAGAUACCAUGGCCGAAGGUGGUGAAUGUGAUCGAAAAAACUUUGAUUCUCUACUUUGGGCACUCGUUACUGUAUUUCAGAUAUUAACACAAGAAGAUUGGAAUAUGGUAUUGUCAAAUGGAAUGGCAAAAACAAGUCAUUGGGCAGCAUUGUAUUUUGUAGCACUUAUGACAUUUGGAAAUUAUGUUCUAUUUAAUUUAUUGGUUGCCAUCUUGGUGGAAGGAUUUAGUUCAGAACGUAAUGAGCGACGAGAACGAGAACAGCGGGAAUUAGCUAAAUCAAAAUUAUCACAAGAGUGUUAUCAUAGUGAUCCAAAUGAUAUGAGCUAUGAUGAUUCGAGAUCGAUAUCGGAGUCUAGUGAUAGUUUUCCUCAUGGUGUGAAAAAUACCUGGCGUUCAGCUGAAGAAUUGCGUAAAAUAAAAGAUUCAAAUGGACAUCGUGAUAGAUAUCAUCGUGAUCAUGGACAAUGUCAUGUGUUACAUGGUCGAAUGGCAGGGUGUCGAUCAAUUUUACAACGUGAAUGUUCUGAAGAAUCAAAAUGUAAUAUUCAAAAAGAGAGUAAAAUGUUGCAGCAACCUAUUAAAAUGGCUGAAUAUCGAGCAGCAAGCCCACAACCUCCAAUUAUAACUCAUACAGCUGCAACACCUCAAGAUUCCCCAAACACCACCUUAGAACCAGGUGCUUCCUUCAAAGAAUUUUAUUUCAAUUCGUCGUUCAUUGACAGCCUUGAUUCCAUUGACAAAAGUUCCUGCACUAGCAUACCUGGAUUAUUAAAACCACCAGCCUUAAAUGGAAGAUCAUCUAGUUUAACACCCCCUACCUUAGGAUUAUUACCAACAAAACAACUUUUAUAUGAUAAACUCCCAGAAAAAGUAAUUCAAGAAUCGAAUAUUACUCCAAAACUAAUCACACAUAAUGAGAAAAAUGGUACUAGAACUACAACAUUUUCCGAAAAAGUCUACUGCCCUAUUCAAAAUAUUCAACUACAAACAGAAAAAUCAUCUAACGAGAAAAAUAAUGAGAAAAUUUUAGCAGAAAAACCAAUUGAGAAAAAUGAUAAAUGUAAAAUUCAACGAGGUUAUUCAUGGAAAAUAUCACGGCCUAGUUUACGAAAGAAUAAAUCAGGUCAAAAGAAUCGUUCUGGGUCCGAUUCAGAUGCUGUUUUAGUAUUAAAUAAUGGGCGAGAUCAUUCUCAAGGAAUUGGGAAUAGUGUUUCUCGGCAAGCUAGCUUAAAAAAUAGUGAUAAUGCAAUACGAAUACAGAAUGAUACACAAGGCGAUACGCCGAAUAAUAAAAGCACAAAAGGCAUAAGUCCACAAAAUUCGAUUCGAAGUAAAUGUUCCACGUACAGUUCCAUUCCACAGGUAGCCUGGCAACAAACAGUCCAUAGACAAAAUUCCUUAACAUCAAAUAAUUCUUCACAACCUAAAAUAUGCCCGUAUAAUACAAUUUAUCAAUACCAAGAACAACGUUUAUCCCUAACGCCAGAAAAUAAUGAUGCCAAAACAAUAAAUAAUCUUAACGAUAAAGUUAUCGAUUGUUCGCUGCCAAAAGUUAAUAAUCCAGACGAUAGUAAUAAUGCAAUAGCUACAUCGAAUGAAGAACCUAGACAAAGUAGAAAUCCCUUAAAGAAAUUAUUCAGUUUUUUAGAACCGACGGGUAUUUUUAAAGAGCGGGAAGAAUUUUCAUUAUAUCUUUUUCCCAGUGAUUGUAGGAUACGAAUAAUAUGCACAUGGCUUGUCGAACAGAAAUGGUUCGAUAAUGUGGUCUUAAUGUUUAUAGCAUUGAAUUGUAUAACGUUAGCUAUGGAGCGACCGAAUAUUCCUCCAAAUUCAGUAGAACGUCAUUUUUUAUCAACUGCCAAUUAUGUUUUCACUGUUGUGUUUGCAAUAGAAAUGUUUAUUAAAGUCGUUGACAGUGGAAUGUGUUAUGGUCCUGAUGCGUAUUUUACAUCUGGAUGGAAUAUAAUGGAUGGUUCACUUGUUAUCAUUUCUAUUAUUGAUUUACUAAUGUCCAUUAUUAGUGAGUCUAGUCCUAGAAUAUUUGGAAUACUUAGAGUAUUUAGAUUAUUAAGGUCCUUAAGACCAUUACGUGUUAUUAAUCGUGCCCCCGGUUUAAAACUUGUUGUCCAAACUUUACUAUCGUCAUUAAGACCUAUCGGAAACAUUGUAUUAAUAUGUUGCACAUUUUUUAUUAUAUUUGGUAUUUUAGGUGUACAGCUAUUUAAAGGGACUUUUUUUUAUUGUAAAGGUGACAUUACAAAAGAUGUGAGAAAUAAGACUGAUUGUACAAGCCAAGGAUUUGAAUGGGUAAAUCAAAAAUAUAAUUUCGAUGAUUUGGGCAAAGCGUUAAUGUCCCUGUUUGUACUGAGUUCACGUGAUGGUUGGGUAAAUAUUAUGUAUACUGGUCUUGAUGCUGUUGGAGUCGACCAACAACCUAUUGUCAAUUAUUCAGAAUGGAGGCUUCUAUAUUUUAUCUCUUUUAUUUUACUUGUUGGAUUUUUUGUAUUAAACAUGUUCGUUGGAGUAGUUGUUGAAAAUUUUCAUCGAUGCCGGGAGGAACAAGAAAAAGAAGAAAGAGUCCGAAGAGCAGCUAAACGUGCAUUGCAAAUGGAGAAACGUAGGCGAAGAAUGAAUGAACCACCCUAUUAUACAAAUUAUUCAAAAUGGCGAUUAUUCAUUCACAAUGUAUGCACAUCUAAAUAUUUUGAUCUAGCAAUUGCUGCCGUGAUUGGUUUAAAUGUUGUAACAAUGGCAAUGGAAUGCUAUAAAAUGCCGGAUGCAUUGGAAUAUGCAUUAAAAAUAUUUAAUUAUUUUUUCACAGCUGUAUUCAUUUUAGAAUCCGUAAUGAAGUUAAUAGCACUUGGACUCUUAUUAUAUUUAAAAGAUAAAUGGAAUCAAUUAGAUGUAUUUAUUGUUAUAUUAUCCGUUGUUGGAAUAGUUUUAGAAGAGCUACGAUCAAAAAUAAUUCCUAUAAAUCCAACUGUAUUAAGAGUAAUGCGAGUAUUGCGAAUAGCACGUGUUUUGAAAUUGUUAAAAAUGGCAAAAGGAAUUCGUGCAUUAUUAGACACUGUAAUGCAAGCGUUACCACAAGUUGGUAAUUUAGGUCUAUUGUUUUUCUUAUUAUUUUUCAUAUUCGCUGCGUUGGGAGUCGAAUUAUUUGGGCGGUUAGAAUGUUCAGAUGAAAAUCCUUGUCAAGGCUUGGGUGAACAUGCUCAUUUUUCAAAUUUUGGUAUGGCAUUCUUAACUCUGUUUCGUGUGGCAACUGGAGAUAAUUGGAAUGGUAUAAUGAAGGAUACGUUACGUGAUAAUUGCGACGAAGCUACCGAUUGUGUCAAGAACUGUUGUGUUUCCACCAUUAUUGCUCCAAUAUUUUUUGUUAUUUUCGUUUUAAUGGCGCAAUUUGUUUUAGUCAAUGUUGUAGUUGCAGUUCUUAUGAAACACCUAGAAGAAUCUCAUAAGCAUUUAGAAGAUGAAACAGAUAUGGAUUUACAAUUAGAGCGUGAAAUGCAAGAAAUACAAGAAGAACAAGAGGAACGUGAAUUAUGUCUCGCCUUACAAAUGGAAGUUGAAUCUCGAGGCAAUAUACCGCUUAAGAAAACAUUAACAAAGGUUCUAUCGUUACCAUCAAAUUUCACAUAUAAUCCACCAGAUGGAUCAUCAAAAAUUGGUAGCAGAAAUCGACGACAAAGUGUACAUGGACCUCGAUAUAAUACGAGACGACGUCAAACAUUCCAUUCUCAACAAGCGCUGUUACCAAAUAUUAUAAGUGGUCGAAAUGUUAACUACAACAAUAAAUAUGAUAAUAGCGAUUUUAAUUACAAUGAUGAAAAUAUUAUUUAUGAAAAAUCAGUUCAUAAUAUUGAACAAAUCGUACAAGAUAAUGAUAAAAUCAUUGAAGAUGUUGAGCAACUUUCAUCAGCUCCUAAAAAUAAUGACUUAAGUACGAUUAUUUCUGAGAGUAUCGAAGAAGAUGCUGAAGUGAAAAACAUCAAUGAAAAUAAGAAAACGUCUUUAUUGAAUGUCCCAUGUGUUCAAAAACCAGUGCACAAGUUAUACGGCAGCACAAAACAUUUAUUCAAACAAAAAGCAAUCGAAGAACCAGCAGAAGAAGAUGUCAACGAAGAAGAUAGUUUACUAUCUCCAAAAGAAUUAUUACCCGUACCAAUAGUUCAAAAAGCAGCUAGUGAUACAGUUUUAUUGCGCACAAAUGAAAACAAUCAUCCUGUUUUACGUAAACAACAUAGUGACACCGAAACGACAGUUGUAAUACGCCCAGAAUUAGAACCAUGUGAUCAUACUAAGCAUGCUCAAUCUGAAGAAGAUAUACAAAAAAUCAUAUCGGAACGACGGCAACAAGACGAAACAAUGAAAGAAGUGCUCCAUUUUGAUAUAUUUGAAUCACCAAAAAUUAAAAACAUUGAUACAAAUAAUUGUUCCAUAGUUCAAAAUACAGAAACUAUUAAUAGUUCCGUUAGUGAUAAUGAAGACAUUAUUAUUGAAACGCCACAAAUAGAUGAUAAUUUAAGUAGUAAUAAUAUUGAAAACGUAAGUGACAUAGAUAUUAAUAAUUUAGGUGAACAAAAUUAUCAUGACGAAGAAGCUCAUCACUGUUAA
Chrysoperla carnea is the source of this 7588-nucleotide messenger RNA. RefSeq names its product voltage-dependent T-type calcium channel subunit alpha-1G-like. The transcript has 24 exons. Bases 29 to 7588 code for a protein of 2519 amino acids. The record is from RefSeq and is a predicted model, not a curated record. Gene Ontology annotation, molecular function: low voltage-gated calcium channel activity; voltage-gated sodium channel activity. Gene Ontology annotation, cellular component: plasma membrane; neuron projection; voltage-gated sodium channel complex. NCBI's taxonomy places the organism in Eukaryota, Metazoa, Arthropoda, Insecta, Neuroptera, Chrysopidae. Gene Ontology annotation, biological process: sodium ion transmembrane transport; membrane depolarization during action potential; neuronal action potential.